This is a messenger RNA of Drosophila miranda, 4319 nucleotides long. RefSeq names its product dorsal-related immunity factor Dif (gene Dif). Gene Ontology annotation, biological process: canonical NF-kappaB signal transduction; innate immune response; response to cytokine. Bases 709 to 3705 code for a protein of 998 amino acids. Gene Ontology annotation, molecular function: DNA binding; DNA-binding transcription factor activity. Lineage: Eukaryota; Metazoa; Arthropoda; Insecta; Diptera; Drosophilidae. The record is from RefSeq and is a predicted model, not a curated record. Gene Ontology annotation, cellular component: cytoplasm; nucleus. The transcript is spliced from 5 exons.
AGUCGAUGUGCUGAGACCCGGAGCCCAGGGAUCGCUCAGUUUCGAGACAAACAUUUCGGUGGUCGGACGUGCCAGGCCGGAGAAAUCAUUCGCUUCCCACAUUGUAACGCAUAUUGUGCAAGUCACACGCGACCAUUUUCAGUGCAUGUGUAUGCGAGUGCGUGUGUGUGUGUGUCUAUGUGUUUGUUAAUUAUACGCGACACGACAACUACAUAGUUAGUUCGAGCUCUAUUCGAGUAUGUGUGAAUAAAUCAAUGUUCGCGGCGGCUGCAUUGCUAAUAAAGCAACAACAAAAAAUAUAAAAAACAAUAACAAAAACGCACACUUGAAAGAUUGCGUUGCUGUUUUCAUUUCAUAGCCAUAUCUCACCAAACUGAAGACAACAAAAAGAAACGAAUUUGGCGCGCAGUGAACGAAUGAUAAGACCGUCGGUGAACAGUCAUCGAAUAUAAACAAAAUACACACAAAUAUAAAACAAAAUUUAAUGAAAUACACGUGUCACAGCAACUCAGCAAAGAGAUAAUUCGAUUACGGUACAGUAAACCCAUAAGUGCAUUCAGAUCAACGUCAAAACAACGAAAAUUAACACAAUUUGAAGGCAAUAACAUUUGUGACAGGUGCAAAAGCAAAAGCAAAAGCAAAAACAAAAACCAACAGCAACGCAACAUAUAACCCAUAAAAGGCAAUCAACAGCAACAGCAGCAUCCAAUGGCUGAGGAGGAGCUCUUUGGCGAUUUACAGGACAUUAUCAAUGCCAGCCUGGAGGUGAACGGCGGUGCAGGAGGCGGUGUAAAUAUGCCUCAGGUAUUUCAUCAGUCCACGUCCCUGCCGGUGAUGCCAUCGCCCAUGCCGCUGGGCCAGAUACAGAACCAGACACCGACAUCCAAGAAGACGACGACAGGACCGAAGGCCAGCACCAAGACGGGUCCACACCUCCGCAUCAUCGAGGAGCCAACGAACAACAUAAUCCGCUUUCGCUACAAGUGCGAAGGACGCACGGCUGGCUCCAUACCGGGCAUGAGCACCAGCACGGAGACGGGCAAGACCUUCCCCACCAUCGAGGUGUGCGACUACAACGGCCCCGUCACCGUGGUCGUCUCGUGCGUGACCAGCGACGAGCCCUACCGCCAGCAUCCGCACUGGCUGGUCAGCAAGGAGGAGGCCGACUCCUGCAAGUCGGGCGUGUACGCCAAACGGCUGCCGCCGGAGGAGCGGCGUCUGGUGCUCCAAAAAGUGGGCAUCCAGUGCGCCAAGAAACUGGAGAUGCGCGACUCCCUGCUGGAACGGGAGCGAAAGAAUGUGGAUCCCUUUGGGGCCAAAUUCGAUCACAAAGACCAAAUCGAUAAAAUCAAUCGGUACGAGCUGCGCCUCUGCUACCAGGCCUUCAUCACAGUCGGAAACACCCGCGUGGCCCUGGAUCCCAUCGUUUCCUCCCCGAUCUACGGCAAGAGCAACGAGCUGACAAUCAGCCGCCUGUGCAGCUGCUCGGCCAAGGUGAGUGGCGGCGAUGAGAUCAUUAUGCUAUGCGAGAAGAUCUCCAAGGACGACAUCGAGAUACGCUUCUACGAGACGGACGACGAUGGCCGGGAGCUGUGGCACGCCAAUGCGGAGUUCCAGCCCACGGAUGUGUUCAAGCAGAUGGCGAUUGCGUUCAAGACGCCGCGUUACAGGAAUCCAGAGAUCACACAGAGUGUUAAUGUGGAGCUCAAGCUGGUGCGACCCUCGGAUGGAGCGACGAGCGCCCCGCUGCAGUUCGAGUACUACCCGAAUCCAGGUAUAGUAACCUUUGCCCGGCUGCAGCGAAAGCUGAAGCGUAAGCAGGAGAUGGACGUGUUCCAGCAGAUACUUUCCCUAGAUAGCGAGACGACAGCCACCAAGUAUUCGUGUCCGCCGCUCGAUCUCAACGAGGACGAGAACAACACGGUCUCCUCGGACGAUCAGCCGAGCUCGGGCACCCUCAACGACUUUGAGAUCGCUGUCAAAAAGCAGCUGAUGCACCUGCAGCAUCGCGGGGAGUCGCACGAUGCGGAUGGCAACACAAUGACGGAGUACACGGACAACGACAACGAACCGGACAUGGAGAUCGAGCUGGAGGUGCCGCAGCUGCUGCCCCAGCUGGCCGAUGACUGCACCCAGACCUCGACGCCCAUGGAGGAGAUCCUGCAGCAUCCGCAGCUGCAGACGCGUCCCCUCAACAACGUGGACAAGAUCACCGAGUGGAUGAAGAGCAGCGAGUUUGAGCGGACGGACAGCCUGACCGUGGAGAACGGGGACACGCCCACCCUCUCGAACAGCACCGCCCAGACGGCCUUCACGAAUGUGAGCAGCCUGACGGCCAACACGACCAUAACGAACCAGCUGGACGAGCUGGAGGGGGCGGACGAGGGAGCUGGCUCCCGAAGGGAUACCCUAGAGGAUCCGGCACUCAAGGAGCUGCCCGAAGCCGAUGGAGGUGCUGCACCUCAACCUCAAGAGGAAGUGGAAGGGGAGACAAAGGGGCAGAAAGAACCCGAGUCGGCCAGCGCCCAGGCCUCGGUGGAUAUCGAUGAGAAUUUUGAUGAGACGGCCACGUACACGAGCCUGCAGAUAGCCUUCAACAAUCCGGUGGACAUACCUAGGGACUGUGCCUCCUCCAGGCAGACAUACGCCGCCACCAAUCCCUUCAGCCAGAUGGAUGAGGACGAGCUGGUGGUGCUGACGAAUCCACCAGCGCCGAGGAUCAAAGUGAACGCGGCCCAGACCCCGGCCACGCCCCCCUCGCCCACACUGCCCCAGCUGCCGCCGCGUACACCGUCGCCGGAUCCCGAUCAUCGUCUGCCGCCGUUGCCACCGAAGCCACAGAGGAACUCCCAGGAUCUGAGCAUUGUCAGCGAUGGUUCGAUCAAUCGGUCGCGAAACGGGAGCCUCAGCUCCGCCAGGACCACGCCCUCGCCCAUCAUCAUAAUGCGCACGCCCGACCAGAGCCCCACCAAGCGCCAGCCGACGUCGACACCAAGUGGCUCGCCCAAGAAGCGCCAGGGAUUCUUCUCGCGCUUCUUCUCGCGCCGCAAGAGCAAGGCCGAGGAGGAGGACGGGUCCUCCCUCACGGUGGCCGGAAGUCCCAGCAGGCAGGCCAGCACACCCACCGGCAGUAGGGAGCCGAGUGUGGCGCACUUUGCCCUGGGCGAUCCCAACCGAAGCUCCAGCCGCUCCAUGCAGCCGCCAAGCAACUGUGGUCGCAGUGGCCGUCCCGUGGGCCGCAGCUCGAGCAGUGUCUCGGGCAAGCGACCUGCCUACCUGGACGCCGAUGUCAUCCACAUACCUCUGAAGGGCGGCGACAGCGAGAACAGCCUGCUCCGGCCCGAGAGCUACUCGAACGCUAGCACCCUCAGCUAUGGUCGACCGCUGGACCGGAAGACCCUGAGCACACUGCAGCUGGCCGACAUACCCAUCAGCGACGGCAACAUGGAACUGGUGGCCAUUGCCGAUCGCCAGAGCAUCCGGAACUUGUGCGAGGGAGCCUACGGCGUGGUCCUCGAUCCCAGCGUGGAUCUCUCCGAGGCCGAGCACUUUGCUCUCUACACCAGCAAGUCCCCGGAGCCGCCAUUUGGUGGGGACCAGGCGGGAGCUGGUGCCGAUGAUGGUCCUGGCGGGGCGGAGGCGACGGAUUUCCUCAGUGCUGACGAGAUAGCGCGACGUCUGGCCGAGGCCAAUGGCUUACAGUGAAGCAUAGGCGGGGGGACAAAGGGGGUUUCGGGUAACUGAUGCGAGGGUUCGAUGUAAAAGGGUUCUGUAAGAGUAGAGAACCCAUCCUUAAGUAUUGAUUGAUUGUAUCCUACGAAGAGAACAACACUGGGAUCACCACUUUGCGAUUGUAUUUUUUAAAAUUAAAUGCAAGAAAAGGGAGAAACCCCACAGCGACCAAGACAUCAACUUGUAUCCCUCCAAUCUAAAAACCUGGUACCUGAGAGCAGACAUAAUUUUUGAAGUUUUUCGGAGCCCUUUUGGGUUGUAUCAAACCUUCAAGAAAGCCAUUGAACACCCUCGAAUAUUAACCAAAUCAGUUACCCGAAACCGCACAAAAACUACAAUAGUUUAACUACAAAACAAAACAAAAUCAGAGCAGAACUAUGGAUAUUUUCUAGUCGUUUUCUUUUUUCAGUAUUAAUUAACGCUUAUCUUAUCCCUCCCUCCCCCACUUAAUAGUUUAGUCACCGAUGAGAACACACAGAACCGAAUCGAACAAAAAAAAUUAAUCGUCCUAUCCGAAUAUAUCUUUAUAGAAAACCUAACCCAGCACAAUCGUCUGGUGGCGCGCAAGACCGUUGAGACCCUUAAAA